UCUACGCCCCCUGGCUCCUCCGGCUGUGGGUGGUGUCUGGGCGCUGUGUGUGUGUAUGUGUGUUUGUGCGUGUGUGCUUGUGUGUGUGUUUAUUGAGGGGACGUCCAAGUGUGUGGGCUUCUGACUCACAAGGCGGUGAGCGUGUAAGCCCAGCCGCCCUCUCCCACGCGGAGUCCGAAACAAGCCAACCAGUCAGUUCUUAUUCCUGUUGGGUGUUUUCAUGCUCUACCAUGUUGAGGGCUAAGAAUCGACUUUUUUUAUUUUUCCCUCAUUACCUGAAGAAGGUAAAAGAAUCAUUGGGCUCCAGGCUCAUAUGGCAACGACUUCUACACCAGCAACAACCACUUCAUCCAGAAUGGGCUGCCCUGGCUAAAAAGCAGCUGAAAGGCAAAAAUCCAGAAGACCUAAUAUGGCACACCCCAGAAGGGAUCUCUAUAAAGCCUUUAUAUUCCAGGAGGGAUACUAAGGACUUAGCAGAAGAACUCCCUGGAGUGAAGCCAUUCACACGGGGACCAUAUCCCACUAUGUAUACCUUUAGGCCCUGGACCAUACGCCAGUAUGCUGGCUUUAGUACUGUGGAAGAGAGCAAUAAGUUCUAUAAAGACAAUAUUAAAGCUGGUCAGCAGGGAUUAUCUGUCGCCUUUGAUCUAGCAACACACCGUGGCUAUGAUUCAGACAACCCUCGAGUUCGUGGUGAUGUUGGAAUGGCUGGAGUUGCUAUUGACACUGUGGAAGAUACCAAAAUUCUUUUCGAUGGAAUUCCUUUAGAAAAAAUGUCAGUUUCCAUGACCAUGAAUGGAGCAGUUAUUCCAGUUCUUGCAAAUUUUAUAGUAACUGGAGAAGAACAAGGCGUACCUAAGGAGAAACUUACUGGUACCAUCCAAAAUGAUAUACUAAAGGAAUUUAUGGUCAGAAAUACGUAUAUAUUUCCUCCAGAACCAUCCAUGAAAAUUAUUGCUGACAUCUUCCAAUAUACAGCAAAGCACAUGCCAAAAUUUAAUUCAAUUUCAAUUAGUGGAUACCAUAUGCAGGAAGCAGGGGCUGAUGCCAUUCUGGAACUGGCCUACACUAUAGCAGAUGGAUUGGAGUACACUAGAACAGGACUCCAGGCUGGACUGACAGUUGAUGAAUUUGCACCACGGUUGUCUUUCUUCUGGGGAAUUGGGAUGAACUUCUAUAUGGAAAUAGCAAAGAUGAGAGCUGGAAGAAGACUCUGGGCUCACUUAAUAGAGAAAAUGUUUCAGCCUAAAAACUCUAAAUCUCUUCUUCUAAGAGCACAUUGUCAGACUUCAGGAUGGUCACUUACUGAGCAGGAUCCCUACAAUAACAUUGUCCGUACUGCAAUAGAAGCAAUGGCAGCAGUAUUUGGAGGGACUCAGUCAUUGCACACAAAUUCUUUCGAUGAAGCUUUGGGUUUGCCUACUGUGAAAAGUGCUCGAAUUGCCAGGAACACACAAAUCAUCAUUCAGGAAGAAUCCGGGAUUCCUAAAGUGGCUGAUCCUUGGGGAGGGUCAUAUAUGAUGGAAUCACUCACAAAUGAUGUUUAUGAUGCUGCCUUGAAGCUUAUUAACGAAGUAGAAGAAAUGGGUGGAAUGGCCAAAGCUGUCGCUGAAGGAAUACCUAAACUUCGAAUUGAAGAAUGUGCUGCCCGAAGACAAGCUAGAAUAGAUUCUGGUUCUGAAGUAAUCGUUGGAGUAAAUAAGUACCAGUUGGAAAAAGAAGAUUCUGUAGAAGUUCUGGCAAUUGAUAAUACUUCAGUGCGCAACAAGCAGAUUGAAAAACUUAAGAAGAUCAAAUCCAGCAGGGAUGAAGUGUUGGCAGAACGGUGUCUUGCUGCACUGACUGAAUGUGCUGCCAGUGGAGAUGGAAAUAUUCUGGCUCUGGCUGUGGAUGCAGCUCGUGCGAGAUGUACAGUGGGAGAAAUCACAGAUGCCCUGAAAAAGGUCUUUGGCGAACAUAAAGCAAACGAUCGUAUGGUGAGUGGAGCUUAUCGCCAGGAAUUUGGAGAAAGUGGAGAGAUAACAUCUGCUAUUAAGAGGGUUCAUAAAUUCAUGGAUCGUGAAGGUCGCAGACCUCGUCUCCUUGUAGCAAAAAUGGGACAAGAUGGCCAUGACAGAGGAGCAAAAGUUAUCGCAACAGGAUUUGCUGAUCUUGGUUUUGAUGUGGACAUAGGCCCUCUUUUUCAGACACCUCGUGAAGUGGCCCAGCAGGCUGUGGACGCAGAUGUGCAUGUGGUGGGUGUGAGCACACUCGCUGCUGGCCAUAAAACCCUCGUUCCCGAACUCAUCAAAGAACUGAGCACCCUUGGACGGCCAGAUAUUCUUGUCAUGUGUGGAGGGGUGAUACCACCACAGGAUUAUGAAUUUCUAUAUGAAGUUGGUGUUUCCAAUGUAUUUGGUCCUGGGACGCGAAUUCCAAAGGCUGCUGUUGAAGUGCUUGAUGAUAUUGAAAAGUGUUUGGAAAAGAAACAGCAAUCUGUAUAAAGUCCUGUUUGUACUUUAGUUUUUUUCUAAUAUAAUUCUUUCAGUUAUGAUCAACUUAAUUUCAACAGCUGAUAUGUACUUCCUGUGAAAGCUUUAUGUUAAAAUACCUUAUAGAGUGGCACCUGUGGCUCAAAGGAGUAGGGUGCCAGUCCAUAUGCUGAAGUUGGCAGGUUCAAACCAAAAACUGAAAAACAGCCCCAGCCAAAAACUGAAAAACAAACAAACAAAAAAACCUUAUAAGCAUGUUGUCAUGUUAUAUGUGUAGGUAGAUGUGUAGUUUCACUUUAAUAAUUAAAAAUUCCUAAAAACCUUCUGUAUUAAUACUUUAUCAGAAAUUCUAGACAAAUGUAUUAUUUUUAAAAAUCAUGAUGUAACAUUUAUUAGAAACAUUUCUUAUAAAUCUAAUUACUUUUUAUUUUAAGAAUUACACUCUACCUAAAAACAUAUGACUAGUCCCAUUCUUCAGUUCAACAUUACAUUAACUUUAAUACCAGAAAAUAAAAUCUCUAUAUUAAUAAAAUGAAACACUUGUCUUGAAAAAAUAGUAGUGGAUAUUCAUGUGGAGAAAUAGAUUAUGGUUGUGGUCCUCAGCCAUUUCUACCAAAAUCACCUUAUACGAGAGUAUUAAGUCAAACACAGCAGCUGGGGGUAGGGAGGAAUUGGCAGCGUCUUUCUUCAUGUCUGAUUGUGCUUUUUCCCUGAGCGUGACCUUGUUUGUUAUUGCCAGGCUUGGCUCAAGACCCAGGAGAGUGGAUGUUGAUGAACAUUCCCUUAAAGUGUUUAGGUGGUUAUUAUGCUUUGUCCAAAAUGAUGAUGUUAGUCAUGAGUAUGCACAGGUGAUAUAAGAAGAACUGAACUUUCCAGAUCCAGAAAGAUGCUACCUUGCAUAGAUUUGCUCAUGAAAGUAAAAAUUGCACAAAGAACACCUGUACUUUGUUUGCUGAACAAUUUGCUCCUUAAAGAAGGGAAAUUAUCCUUUCUUCUUAACAUGAUCCGUUAAGUAAAUAUAAAAUGUGUAACAGUGAUUGUUUUGUAAUGAAUAUCUAUUUUAUUUUUUUAGAUCAGAGAACAAUUUUUUGGAAGUUGUUGCAAGAUUUAUAUAUGGCUGUAAAAUUUGAAAGCUACAUUGUAAUACAAAUACUUAAAAUUUAGAACAUGAUCAUGUGUUAGAAUACUAUUAAGUAAUGGCCAGGGUUUCCAUUUUACAGAUGAGCAAUUGUACUUCAGGUCCAGUGAUAUACACACUAUGCCAUUUUAUUGCCAUUUUCUAAUAAAGAUUGCAUAUUAA
Molecule: messenger RNA, 3771 nt
Organism: Nycticebus coucang (slow loris)
Lineage: Eukaryota; Metazoa; Chordata; Mammalia; Primates; Lorisidae
Gene: MMUT
Product: methylmalonyl-CoA mutase
Exons: 13
Coding region: 231-2483 (750 amino acids)
Cellular component (GO): mitochondrion
Molecular function (GO): metal ion binding; methylmalonyl-CoA mutase activity; cobalamin binding
Source: RefSeq, a predicted model, not a curated record